AUGAUUACCGCAAAUGAUAUGUACGAGUUAAAUAACAUUAUUAACAUCAAAACAAGCGGAAAGAAAAAUCAAGCACUUGAAAAGAAGCAAACGGUUGAUGAGCAACUGAUUAUUAUUGAGAAGGAAAAAGGGGACCCUGAAGAAAUUUUGGAACGAUCUAUGCCAAUAUUAUUAGGAGCUCAAGAAGGUUUAAAUAGUUUGAAACCUGGUGAUAUAACUGAAAUGAGAUCAUUUGCAAAUCCAACAAAAAUUAUUCAACUUAUUGGUUUUUGUAUACUAGUUUAUUUGGGACACACUAAAAUAACGUGGGAAAAUGUAAAGGCAGUGAUGAUUGAUAUUGAUUUUAUUAAUAAAUUAAAAAAUAGAGAUCCAGAUAUGUUUACCAUUCGUCAAGCAAACUUAUUAAAAUCAUUUUUAAAACGAUUAGAAGACAAAUUAGACGUUAAUCAUUUAAUAAUUACAGAUACAAUAAAACAAAAACAUGAAGAAAUGUGUAUAAAAAUGGGCAGUGUGAGCAAAGCUGGUGCUGAUCGUUAUCGUGAAACAAAGCCAAAGAAAGAUCGUGUCGCUGCUAUUUUACGUGAUUAUGAAACAAAUGUUAAUGAAUUACAACGUUUAGAAACAAGUAUAGAAAAAUUAACGAUAACAUUAGAACAAUCUAAACUGCGUUUUGAUACUGAAAUGGACGAUAAAAUGAAACUACAGCAGAAAUUAAUGACCGGUUUUCGUAGUGAAACUAUUCGAUGGCGUCAAGAAUUGAACAAUAUGAAAAAUCCUGAAAAUCAAUUAUUAGAAAAAAAUAUUCCAUUAUCACAACCAUAUCGUGUACAAAAUUUGUUAUCAUCUGAUGUUGAAAUAAGUGAAUAUCAAUCAUAUAGAUUACCAUCUGAUGAAUUUAGUGUACAAAAUGAAAUAUUAACAAUUCAAGCAUCACGUUUUCCCUAUUGUAUUGAUCCACAAAUGCAAGGCCUAAGAUGGAUUAAAGCAAUGGAAUCAAAAUCAAAUUUAAAAAUAUUAUCAAUGCGUGAUAGAGAUUUUUUAAAACAUAUUGAAUUAGCAAUAAAAUAUGGUUAUCCUGUAUUAUUUAAAGAUAAUGAUGAAUAUAUUAAUCCAAUUAUAUUAAAUAUUUUAUCAAAAAAUAUUCAAGAUAAUCAAAAAAAUUUAUUUAUUAAAUUACGUGAUAAAGAAAUUGAUCUUGAUCCAAAUUUUCGAAUGUAUUUAACAUCACGUGUACCAAAUUCAAAAUUAUCAACAUUUCAUUUUAGUCGUUCAAUAUUGCGUACAGUCUAG
Didymodactylos carnosus is the source of this 1290-nucleotide messenger RNA. Lineage: Eukaryota; Metazoa; Rotifera; Eurotatoria; Philodinida; Philodinidae. The record is from the annotation of a GenBank genome assembly.